GCGAGAUCUAUCCUUUGCUUUUCUAAUCCCUCAGCUCUGUCUGCGUCCUGCCUUUGUAGUCAAAGUAAUGCUCUCUCUACGUACACUGUUCAAGCUCCAGAUUCACAUUUUAGGGUGAUUACCGAACUAUGAGAUAGAUUUUUUGUGAGAGCGUGACGCCAAUGAAAAUUCGUAAACUUCAGGUUGACUCCUUUCUGGUUUGGAUAUUGAAAACAAAUAUUUCAUUUCUCUGAAGUCACCCAAACACCACUGCAGCUACUGAAAUCAGGUCUUAAGACAUUCAGGCAUGCAUGAUUACACACUCGCUGCAAGAAAGCAACAAAUGCAAGUGUGACCAACGGAUCAGAUAUUUUCAAGUAAUUGACACAUCAUGCUCUAACUGAAGGCUCACAGUUUACACCCUUGAAACGUCACACAGGCUGCCGAUUCUUCCCACAAAUCACAGACGUUUCCACUUGUUCCGAUUAGUCUAUCAGCAUAGAGAAGGUAGAACCAGAUAGGAUGGCCGACCGCUACCAAAACAACAUAUACCACCAAAGCGACGGCGACAGCUAUGGGACUUAUGGAGAAGGUGAUGGAGGUGGUCACGAUGGAUAUGGCUACCAGGCCGAAUAUCCCCCCCAAGAAGAGGACGCUGCCAGUGAUGCGACUGAAGGUCAUGAUGAAGAAGACCAAAUGUAUGAAGGAGAAUAUCAAGGGAUACCACAUCCUGAUGAGGUGAAGGCCGCACAGAGGGCUGCGAGGGCAAAGUCUCGAGCUGGCGGUGCACUCACCGAACUGCAGGAGUUAUCGGAACAGUAUGAGGAUAUCAUGGAAGACUGUGGCCAUGGAAAGUUCCAGUGGACGCUCUUCAUGGUGCUGGGCCUGGCUCUCAUGGCUGAUGGGGUGGAAUGUUUUGUGGUUGCCUUUGUUCUGCCAUCUGCCGAAAAGGACCUGUGCCUGUCCAAUGCAGAGAAGGGGAUGUUGGGUCUGAUUGUCUUCCUGAGUAUGAUGGUGGGAGCAUUCAUAUGGGGUGGUCUCGCAGACAAAAUUGGCCGUCGACGCUGUUUGGUUGUGGCCUUAGCUAUAAACUGUGUCUUCGUCUUCCUAUCUUCUUUCGCCCAGAGCUAUGGCUUCUUCCUCUUCUUCAGGCUGCUGUCAGGCAUCGGUAUCGGUGGCACAGUGCCGAUUGUCUACUCGUACUUCUCUGAGUUCCUCCAGAUGGACAAGCGAGGAGAGCAUCUUUCCUGGUUGUGUAUGUUUUGGAUGAUUGGUGCGAUUUUUGCUUCUUUUACUGCCUGGGGAAUCAUCCCCAGAUAUGGUUGGGGGUUCAGUAUGGGCACAGACUUCCAGUUCCACAGUUGGAGGUUAUUUGUUCUGGUUGCAGCUCUUCCUGCCAUCGCCUCUCUCAUCGGACUAACAUUCAUGCCUGAGAGUCCUCGCUUCUUGCUUGAGAAUGCCAAGCACGAUGAAGCAUGGAUGAUUCUGAAGCAGGUCCACGACACCAACUGGAGAGCCAAAGGACAGCCGGAAAAAGUCUUCACCGUGACUCACAUCAAGGCUCCAAAGACAGCAGAGGAUGAGUUAAUUGAGAUUCAAAGUGCUACAGGAACAGCUGUGCAACGCUGGGCUGUCCGCUCACUUACGCUAUGUAAACUGGUAUUUGAGAACGUAGCAUCUCUCUUUUCUGCUGAGCUGAGGUUUGCUACUCUCUUUAUGGCCAUCAUCUGGUUCUGCAUGGCUUUCAGCUACUAUGGCCUAUCUGUGUGGUUCCCAGACAUGAUCAAGCACCUUCAAUAUGAGGAGUAUGAAUCUAGAGUCAAGGUAUUCCAUAGAGAAAAAGUAGAGAACUUCCAUUUCAACUUUUCUUUAGAGAACCAGGUCCAUAAAGAAGGCGAAUACAUCCAUGACAAGUUCAUCAAAAUAGAACUGAGGUCUGUGAAGUUUGAGGACUCAUUGUUUGAAGACUGUCUCUUUGAGGACAUCAAAUCCACUGACACGAUGUUUGAGAACUGCACCAUACGCAACACUGUCUUCACUAAUACAGAUCUGAAGGAGAAGUUCAUUGACUGUAAAAUGGAAAACAACACCUUUGAGGACGACAAACGUGGCUGUCACCUAGACACUGGUGAAGAGAAUGAUGUCCUCAUAUAUCUGGUCAGUUUCCUUGGCAGUCUGGCUGUGUUGCCUGGCAACAUCAUCUCCGCCCUCUUCAUGGAGAAGAUCGGCAGAGUCAAGAUUAUAGGUGGCUCAAUGCUGAUCUCAGCAGGCUGUACCUUUUUCCUGUUUCUGAGCUUCAGCCAAUCUGCGAUCAUCGCUCUACAGUGUCUCUUCUGCGGCGUCAGUGUGGCUGCAUGGAACGGCAUCGAGGUGGUGACAGUAGAGCUCUACCCUGCUUCUAAAAGGGCAACAGCCUUCGGUGUCCUGAAUGCUCUCUGUAAGCUGGCAGCGGUUCUUGGCAGCUCUAUCUUCGCCAGUUUUGUGGGCAUCUCCAAAGCCAUCCCCAUCCUGCUAUCAUUUGUUGCGCUGGUAUGCGGCGGCAUGGUUGCCCUCAAACUGCCGGACACCCGAGAGAAAAUUCUCCAAUGAGGUGACUUGAGGUCCAGUAUUAAGAGUGUUUAAGACCUACUGUAAUUGCUUGAUGUUGAAGUCUUGGCAGCACCAAUUGACUUUUACUGCACUUUUCUUUCCAAGGCAAGGACGGUAACAACUUCAAAUACAAAAUGCCAUGUUGUACUGAUUAUUUUUUAUUUUGACAAUGCGCCUUUUGAGGGGUAGAUCAGACAACGUGAGAUGAGCUAGAUUUAGUUUGUUUCAGUUAUCAGGGAUGAUCUUAAAAUAAUGUGUGAAAAGAAUAUGCAUACACUAACUUAAAUUAUGUGCACACUCAGUAUGACGCAAAUCACAAUGUAAUUGAUCAUCAUUCCCCAUGCUCUGUGUUGAAUAUGUAAUGUGAAAUGACAUCACAAACUGACAACAUAAAUUUUGAAUUGUC
Syngnathus typhle (broad-nosed pipefish) is the source of this 2974-nucleotide messenger RNA. RefSeq names its product synaptic vesicle glycoprotein 2B-like. The transcript has 15 exons. Gene Ontology annotation, biological process: transmembrane transport; chemical synaptic transmission. The coding region runs from base 502 to 2568 and encodes 688 amino acids. Gene Ontology annotation, molecular function: transmembrane transporter activity. NCBI's taxonomy places the organism in Eukaryota, Metazoa, Chordata, Actinopteri, Syngnathiformes, Syngnathidae. Gene Ontology annotation, cellular component: membrane. The record is from RefSeq and is a predicted model, not a curated record.